AUGGACUAUAUGGGAUCUACUGCAACGGCCCAAUAUACACAUAUGGGUCAUCGUCCUCAACAAGGUGCUCAUUUACCAUCAAUAGGCACAUUUGAUUAUCGAACAUCAUCAGCUCCACCUUACUCUGGUUUAUUAACUCGAUCACUUUCUCUUCCAUGGCGUCCAUCAACAUUUUAUCGCUCAGCUCGUGUUGAACCAACACAAUCAUUACAUUCAUCUACAAUGGAACCAAUGAGUUCAUCAAAUUAUCUUAAUAAUAUUGAUAAUGUUAAAGUACCACCAAUAUUUCCAUCAGCACGUCAAGCACUUUAUACACGUUAUACACCAAAAGAUUGGUAUAAUGCUCAAAUGACAAAUUAUUUAGCUUCGGAUAAAAUUCGUUCAGCAGCUGAACGUUUACGUUCCGAUGCUAUACGUUUAGCACGUGAAAAAGAUGAACAAUCAUUUAAAAAUAAUGCUGAAUCAUCCAAACGUUUAGGUGAACGUAUAAAUGAUAUUGAAUAUUGGAAAGGUGAAUUAGAAAAAACAAAAGAUAAAAUGAAACGUAAAAUUGAUGAUGUUGAAUCGAAAAGACGUGAAGUUGAAAGAUUAUUAUCUGAAUCUGAAAAACCAUUACGUAUUGCACAAGAAAACUUAUAUGAACGAGAAAAACGACAAGGUAUUGAUCUUGUACAUGAUAAUGUUGAACGAGAACUUAUUCGAGAAGUUGAUACAAUUAAAUUAUGUCAACAAAAACUUCGACAAAUGCUCGAACGUCUAAAUACACAAAAUGCUCUUAAUCGUGCUUCAUUACAUGAAUUAGAAUGUGAUUCACAAGAUAAAUUUCGUGCUCGAGUACUUGAUUCAGCUGCUCAUAAUAUUAAAACAACAUCACGUGGAAUUAAUUUUUACGAAGGCAUUGAAAAUGUUGAUAAUACAGUAUCAGUACCUGAAACAUGGACACGAUAUACAGAAGAAAAUAUUCGUCGAGCUCUUAGUGAAAUGUCUCAAUCGGAUGAAUUACUUAAUGCUAGUAAUCAACUUAUGGCACAAAGUAAUAAUGACAUGUGGUCUCAAUGGAAUCAUGUUAAUGUAUCACUUGAAAAUCGUGUACAAGAAGGACAAGUGGCUAAAAAUAAAAUUCAAGCUCAUCUUGAAAAGAUUCUUCAAGAAAUCUUUGAUGUUGAACAAAAUAUUGAAUUUUUGAAAAAAACUAUUGCCGAUAAAGAAGCAUUUUUACAAGUUGCUCAAACACGUCUUGAAACACGUACUAGACGACCAAAUGUUGAAGCAUGUCGAGAUCCUGCUAUGCAUAGAUUAAUUCAAGAAGUACAUGAUUUACAUGCAGGUAUUGCUGAUCUUCAUGGUAAAUUAAGACAAGAAGAAAAUGCUGUACAACAUUUAUUACGUACAAAAUCAACAUUAGAACAAGAUUUGGCAAUUAAAAAUAAUUCAUUAUUUAUUGAUUUUGAUAAAGUUAUGGGUAUUAGACGUACAUUUACAAUAAAUGCACCAGAAAAAAGUGCAGUUACUUCUGUUACAUUUUCUCAUCCUCGUGGAUUGAUUACUGCAUGA
Rotaria sordida is the source of this 1554-nucleotide messenger RNA. The record is from the annotation of a GenBank genome assembly. Lineage: Eukaryota; Metazoa; Rotifera; Eurotatoria; Philodinida; Philodinidae.